AUGCUUGAUCGACGAGUGGCCAACGAAACAGUUUCGGCUUUCGGCAAUUCAACGGUGCAUUCAACGGUCAAUCUAUCUCGUGCCAUCAGAGAAGUGACUGAUGCUCUUAAUUAUUCCAAUAUCCUUGGUAAAUGGAUAAGAUUUCCGCAAACACGUCAAGAAAGAGAUUCUAUAAAACGAAGAUUUUAUGAAAAAUUUAAUAUACCUGCUGUUUUGGGUUGCAUUGAUGGUACACACAUAAGUAUUGUUAGACCCACAGAAAAUGAGAGGUUUUUCAACAGAAAACAAUUUCAUUCAAGAAAUGUUUUAAUUAUAUGUGAUGCUGAUUUAAAUAUACUGUCAGUGGAUGCAUAUUUUGGCGGAAUCUCUCAUGAUAGUUUUAUAUGGAACCAGCAUCCAGUUAAAAACCAUAUCAUUUCAUUGCUUAGUUCAGGAGAAAAUAUGUAUUUAUUAGGUGAGACUCAGGAUAUGCUCAAAGUGGUAUAUGAUAACCACCAAACUCCGCUGAAGGAUAUUAUAAUAAGUUGCAGUACUCAGCUCGUAACACUGUAG
This is a messenger RNA of Parnassius apollo (apollo), 552 nucleotides long. NCBI's taxonomy places the organism in Eukaryota, Metazoa, Arthropoda, Insecta, Lepidoptera, Papilionidae. The record is from the annotation of a GenBank genome assembly.